Esox lucius (northern pike) is the source of this 4268-nucleotide messenger RNA. It is a transcript of the gene abi2b, whose product is annotated as abl-interactor 2b. Gene Ontology annotation, cellular component: lamellipodium. The coding region runs from base 90 to 1778 and encodes 562 amino acids. Gene Ontology annotation, molecular function: SH3 domain binding. The record is from RefSeq and is a predicted model, not a curated record. The transcript is spliced from 12 exons. Lineage: Eukaryota; Metazoa; Chordata; Actinopteri; Esociformes; Esocidae.
UGGGAUGCUCAACGCCACCUCUGCUUGAGUGGUGGAGCAGCAAGCGGUCGGGAGGCUGAGCGCUGCCUUCCAUUGCUAAAGAUGUGAAAAUGGCGGAGUUACAAAUGCUUUUGGAAGAGGAGAUUCCAGCUGGACGUAGUGCAUUAUUAGAUAGUUUCACCAAUUUGGAAAGAGUUGCCGAGUAUUGCGAAAGCAACUAUGUUCAGUCACCAGACAAGCACAGAGCCUUGGAGGAGACGAAGAACUACACCACCCAGUCUCUGGCCAGCGUAGCCUACCUGAUCAACACCUUGGCUAACAAUGUCCUUCAGAUGCUGGACAUCCAGGCCUCCCAGCUCCGCCGCAUGGAGUCCUCCAUCAACCACAUCUCACAGACAGUGGACAUCCAUAAAGAAAAAGUGGCAAGGCGGGAGAUUGGCAUCCUGACCACCAAUAAGAACACUUCCCGCACGCACAAGAUCAUCGCUCCGGCCAAUCCCGAGAGGCCGGUGCGCUACAUCCGGAAGCCCAUUGACUACAGUCUGCUGGACGACAUGGGUCACGGGGUGAAGUGGUUGCUGAGGUUUAAGGCCAGCGCUCAGAACAUGAAGGUGGGUACUGGAGGCCUGGCCCGGACCAACCCACCCACACAGAAGCCGCCCAGCCCACCCAUGUCAGGGAAGGGAACCAUUGGGCGCCACUCCCCCUAUAGGACGCUUGAGCCGGUGCGUCCUCCCGUUGUCCCUAACGACUACGUCUCGAGCCCGACGCGUCAUGGCAACAUGGCGCCCCCACUACAGAGCCCUGCACACACUGCGUCUGUUAAUCAGAGGACCCGCACGUACAGCAGUGGAAGCAGUGGAGGCAGUCAUCCCAGCAGCAGUCGGAGCAGCAGCAGGGAGAAUAGCGGCAGCGGCUCAGUGGGCGUGCCUAUCGCCGUGCCGACGCCAGCUCCACCCACAACGGCCUUCCCAGGUACCGCCUCCACUAACCCCACCAAGACACCUCCCGCGGCUAUCACCACUACUCCCGCUCCUCCUGAGCGUCUCCCUGGCCUCGGUCCAGCCACCAACCCCACCCCCAACCCCCCCACCGAGGGCCCGCCUGCCCCCCCUCCCCCACCCCAGCUCCCCGUCGCCGUCACAACCGCUUUCAGCACUCCCGCACAAGGGGCCCCUCAGUUCUUCAGCAUGAACCGACCAAUCCAACCACAGAACCCUCCCGCGGUGGGUGGGUCUCUGCCUUACCGCCGGCCUGCGUCAGUGAUGGGCCAACCCAAUCCCGCCUUGCCUCAGAACCAAACCCAGGUCAACGGUGGCCCCAACUUCAACCAGGUCCCAGGCCCGCUUGUGGGCCCCCCUCCCCCGUCCAUGCAGAUCACUCCUCAGCUCCCCCUGAUGGGCUUUGUGGCUCGGGUGCAGGAGACUAUCUCAGAUGUGCCCCCUCCGCCGCCCCCCAUGGAAGAGGCUGUGUUUGAGGAGCCUACCCCACCCCCUCCACCUCCAGAAGACUAUGAAGAUGAGGAGGAGGAGGAAGAGGAAGAAGAGUCGGCCGUGGUGGAGUACAGCGAUCCCUAUGCAGAGGAGGACCCACCGUGGGCCCCACGUACCUACAUGGAGAAAGUGGUGGCAAUCUACGACUACGCGGCGGACAAGGAGGACGAGCUGUCCUUCUACGAGGGCGCCAUCAUCUACGUCAUCAAGAAGAACGACGACGGCUGGUACGAGGGCGUGAUGAGCGGCACGACCGGCCUCUUCCCCGGGAACUACGUGGAGUCCAUCAUGCACUACGCAGACUGACGGAGGAGGAUGGAGGAGGACGGAGGUACCGGGAGGUCAAAGACUUUGUCAGACAGAGCAUGAUCACAUUGUGGAGGUCACAGAAGAAUAGAGGACGAGCGUUCAAGCGAAGUACAAUGCAAGGAUCCUCAGCCACUCCUAUCAGAUGAAGUACAUUUUACAAUGGUCACUUACAGGUAUUCCCUGUGUUUUUGAACGGCGUGAGGCUGUAUGAUGUUUUUCUUUUGUGUAUUUAUUAUUAGGGCUUGAUUUUGUCUUUACUAUUAAUAAGAGAGGCCACGAUGAUUGUUGUGCUUAAUUUCUUUAUUUUUGUAAUUAUUUGCCCAUAUUUUAAAUCAUUUUAUUUAUUUGGACCUUGUAUAAUAUAGGAAGGGAUGGAAUGCCGGGCCGGGCUGCAGAUUGAGGAUAGGUGGAUAUCUAUACUCUCAGCCAAAGAGGUUAGAUGAGAUGAGAAUGCUAUAAACAAUAGUCUCUCCAUCUGUCUCGGCCCUGACGCACUCGGAGGUCCUUCUAGACCCGCAGAUUUCUUCAUUUAAAACCGGAAGGAGCUCUUAUUGGUUAGUGCAAUGUAGAGAGGUGCUGCUGCGCUUGAACUUUCUGCUGUGUCACAUUUGGUGACAGUGGAGUGACGAGUGCCAAGCCUUACAGUCACUGACAGGAGAAGCACAUACAGUAUGUCUGCAUCUGACAAAAUAGACUACAAAAAGCUCAGUCUUAGUGGUAAGACUGAGGUAAAUAGUCCUUACAACAGAUUUUUUUUUCUUCUUUUUUUUUGCUCACAUGAAAGACGAUUUUGGAACUGUUUUACAGAUUUUUGGUUCUGUCCCCAGGCUGGUUGGGGUAUCUUAGAUCAUGCUUGUUCACAACUUCACUUGCCCCCUUUUAUUGGUGCUAAGUUCGCUAGCAUUUAGUUGGUUCUACAGUUUAAUUUUAAAUUAAGUGGUCUAUGGCCAAACUGUAGAUUGCCCACUCGCACAAAAGUUGAAGAAAUACUUGGACGAUGUCUGUUUGGCCCUAAAGAACAGGGGACAGGAAACUUGCACAAUUGCUGAGAUUCUUAAGUCUUUAGUUACUGACCCUCCUCUUUACCCUGUUACCAAGACAAUGAAAACCCAUGUCUCUGCAGAGAAUGAGAAAUUGACCUGUGGUCUUGGCAGAAAAAGAAGACCAUGUCUGCGCUGCAGACAGAUAUAUAUACUCUGGUCAAUCAACUGCAGUGUUAAUUUGUGUUAAGUAGAUCAAUAUGCUGAAUGCUUUAUUAUUUUCUUUCAAAGGGUCCAACUUUCGCUAGCUGAGUCAGACUGCAUGUAAAAAAAAAAAACUAUUUUUCUUUUUUCUGCUAUAUUAUUAAUUAUUCCUGUCUUAAUAUUUUAGAUAUGGUGUGGUUAUUGGUUUGGUUUUGAAUAUUCACCCAUAUUAACAUUGUUGACAGGUGGGGUUUCAAGAUAGGACGAGGUAAAGGGAAGAUUGUGCCAUAUUGAAGUGCGUGUGUGUGUGUGCGUGUAGGUGUUUUAAAAGGUAUUUCUUCCAUUUGCAAUAAAAAUGGCUGGAGUGGGAACAGGUUCAGAAAAUUUGCAUAUUGGAGGUGUUCGGGAUUGAAAGCACAUUUGUAAAAUAUUUGCAAACGUUUACUGAAAUGAAAUUCUAUAGAUAUACGCUGUUCUACCGCCUCACACGAGGAAUAAAAUUAGCAUAAAAGCCAGCCAUUAAUUGUAGAAAUUCACAAGCCGUAACAGGUACCAAAACUGUCAACGACUUCCGAGUUGUUUCCCGGUGUUGAAGCAGGGCCGGAUGGGGGGGGGGGGGGGUUUGCUCCUGCUCUGUUUAGUAAGGCACAUGUACUACAUUUUCAACAUGCUCGGCUGUGUUUUGAGUCUUCCCAGGGCUCAGUGCACGUCUGUAUAUUUCAAAUCCUUUAUUUUCUAUUAAAAGUGGGUCUGUCCUUGAGUUCUGCAUGCCAUUGUUCUUAAUACCACAGCUUCCAGAGCACCCAACAUAAGUGCAACCCCAGAACUGGAUUCUCCCCGGGUGUGUUCAGCAGAGCGCAACGUCGUUGAACUUUCAGAUAAAGGCGUGUAGGGUAAGGACACGUGUACACUUGGCAGCAUUCGUAUCUGCAAUAGUCUGCAAUGCUGAACAUAGCCCUAGGUAUUAAUGAAAGAUAUUUUAAAAAAACAGCCUCAUCCAAAGACUAAAGUGUAAGCUAGGUCAAUGUCAACUUUGAUCCCAAUGUCCGAUGAUCAAUUGAGUUAUUGGUUUUGGGAUUGACUGCAGGUGGAGCCAUUUAUUAAAUGUGUAAGUGGAGAAAAUAUAUAUAUAAUUAUUAAAUGUGUAAAAACAGUAGGUUUCUAUUCCCUCAGCCCACACGGCAUCAUUCUAGAUGUCCAAACAGUCCAUAAUGCCAUUGUGUUGCACAGUCAAGUUUAACUGCAGAAAUUAUCACAUUUGUAAAAUCAUGACAAAGAAACCAAUAAAAUGAUUAAGAUUUAA